This is a messenger RNA of Oryzias latipes (Japanese medaka), 2826 nucleotides long. RefSeq names its product anaphase promoting complex subunit 2 (gene anapc2). Gene Ontology annotation, biological process: ubiquitin-dependent protein catabolic process; metaphase/anaphase transition of mitotic cell cycle; protein K11-linked ubiquitination. Gene Ontology annotation, molecular function: ubiquitin protein ligase binding. Gene Ontology annotation, cellular component: anaphase-promoting complex. The record is from RefSeq and is a predicted model, not a curated record. NCBI's taxonomy places the organism in Eukaryota, Metazoa, Chordata, Actinopteri, Beloniformes, Adrianichthyidae.
AGAAGAAGUCAAAGAAGAUCUGAACCCGCCAUUCAGUAGGAGGGGUCACGUGGUUUUGUUUUGUUAAUAAAUAGUAUCUUUUUCUUUGUAUAUUACUGUGUUUUUGGAGAAAUAAUGUGUAUUUGUACCUUCAACUAAACCUCUUAAAACCGGCACGCGCCUGUUUGGACUUCCGCCCGGUUUGUUAAUUGAGGAGAAAAACCCAUAAAAUGGAGGAAAUGAUGGAAGACUCGGAGUCUGUGGAAAUGUCUGGACCCGAACCGGUCCAGGGUGUCGCGGCUGCAUGGGAUUCGGUCUCUGCGGCUCUGGUGUCUCCUGGCUUCUCGGUGUCGGAUCAGAACCUCGUGGACGGCCUGGCUCUGCUCUGCCGUCGGGGUCUGGCUCCUCUUCUCGGGGUGUGGCUGCUGGAGACCUUGCAGAUGCGUUUGUCGUCCUCCGUGGUUCCAGAGUUCUGGUGUGGACUGAAGCAGCCGGAGAACGAGCUGGAGGAGAGGGGCCGGGCCUGGGUUCUCCUCACCGCCUUCAGGACUCUGCUGGACCGCCUGGAACCCUUCCUGAGUGGUUUGGAGAAGCUGGGGGCGUGGCAGCAGGAGGGCCGCUGUGGUCUGAGCGGGCCGGGACCCAAAGGGCUCAAGGAGCAGGCCUUCACGACCAUCAGAGCGCUCCUGCUCUUCUCGCCAUCUCCUGUCCUGCAGGAGCGUGUGCUGGAGUUCUACAGCCGGACCUUCUCUGUUUACAUGAAGCAGGAGGGGAACGCCGAGGAUGGGGCAGAGGCUCCGGAUGGUUCUGAGGGAGGGGCCUGUCCGGGCUGUGGGGUCCCGCUUCACCAGUGCUGGUGUCUGGAGGCCCUGGAGCAGCUGCAGCAGCUCAGCCACAUCCUGUCCAAACUGCAGCUGCUGGACUGGGUCAGCUCAGAGGCCGUCACCUCCAUCCUCCACAAGCUCAUCGAGCAGCGGAUGGAGCAGCACUGCCGCGGCGAGUACGAGCGCUCCUUCCUGCUGAACUUCCAGGAGUGGUUGGAGCUGGUGCUCGGCUGGCUGGGGAAAGUCUUUGCCUGUGAGGGGUCGGGAGACGGUCCGGCACCAGCAUCUUUGGCCAGUCCGGUCAUGAAGCAGUGGAGGUGCCACAUGCACCAGUUCUUCUGCAGGAUCUACGUCAACAUGAGGAUCGAGGAGCUCUUCAGCAUCAUCAGAGAUUUCCCAGAAUCCAAAGCUGCGAUUGAGGAUCUCAAGUUUUGCCUGGAGAGAACUAACCAGCGACAGCAGCUCCUCACUUCCCUGAAAUCUGCCUUCGAAAGCCGUUUGCUGCACCCGGGAGUUCACACCUCUGACAUCCUCACCGUUUACAUCUCAGCCAUCAAAGCCCUCAGAGAGCUGGACCCGUCCAUGGUCAUCCUGCAGGUUGCCUGUCAGCCAAUCAGAAAGUACCUCAGGACUCGGGAGGACACGGUGCGGCAGAUCGUGGCGGGUCUGACCGGAGAUGCGGAGGGCUGCACCGACCUGGCCUCCGAGCUGUCCCGCGGAGACCCGGUGACGCUGGAGAUGCAGGACAGCGACGACGAAGGCACCGACCCGGAGGACUGGACCCCGGACCCGACGGACGCCGUGCCCGAUAAGCUGGGCUCCAAGCGGCGCUCCUCAGACAUCAUCAGCCUGCUGGUCAGCAUCUACGGCAGCAAGGACAUCUUCAUCGACGAGUACAGAGGCGUCCUGGCCGACCGCCUGCUGCAGCAGCUCAACUACAACACCGCCAGGGAGAUCCGGAACGUGGAGCUGCUGAAGCUUCGCUUCGGAGAGUCUCACAUGCACUACUGCGAGGUCAUGCUGAAGGACAUGGCGGACUCCCGCAGGAUCAACGGCAACAUCCGGGAGGAGGAGUCGCGGCUGAGCGAAGACGAGCAGCCGCCGCUGCCUCUGUCCGCCAUCAUCCUGUCCUCUGAGUUCUGGCCGACGCUGAAGGAGGAGAAGCUGGAGCUGCCCCCCGUCGUGUGCCGGGCCAUGGAGGCCUACACCCACAGAUACGAGAAACUGAAGGCCAUGAGGACCCUGAGCUGGAAGCCUCACCUGGGAUCCGUCAUUCUGGACGUGGAGCUGGAGGACCGAAUCCUGACCAACCUCACCGUGUCGCCCAUCCAGGCCGCCAUCAUCCUUCACUUCCAGGACAAAAGCUCCUGGACGCUGGAGGAGCUGAGCGGAAAGCUGGGGGCCCCCAAGGAGCUGGUCCACAGGAAGCUGGCCCUGUGGCAGCAGCAGGGCGUCCUGAGGGAGGAGGCGGGGGGGCGCUACUAUGUGGUGGAGAUGGGCUCCUCCAUGGAGAAGCUGGAGAGGGGGGGGAUGCUCAUCGACAGUGACGAGGAGAGGGACUCCAACACCACCACCCAGUCCGAGCAGAGGGAGGAGAAGCUGCAGCUCUUCUGGGCUUACAUCCAGGCCAUGCUCACCAACCUGGACAGCAUGACGCUGGACCGCAUCCACUCCAUGCUGCGGAUCUUCGUGGCCACGGGGCCCGUCGUCACGGAGAUGGACAUCAGUGAGCUGGAGGCCUUCCUGCAGAAGAAGGUCAGGGAGCAGCAGCUUCUGAUGUCUGCGGGGGUGUACAGACUCCCCAAGCCCACCUGAAGCAGGACCGUGCUGCGUUCAAGAGCAGCGGGAAAAUGCCAACGUGCUGCAGGCUGAAACCUCCUUUGGGUCAUCAUAAAAGCUCUUUAAAUUAUUACUUUGAACUUUUCAUUCUGGGUUAAAUGUGAUGGACUUUCUGUGAAAAAUGUGGUUCUGAAUAUUUUCGCAUUUAUUUAGUUCACAUUGAAGAAAUAAACUCCCCCUCCAC